AUGAUCGAAGAAAUCCCCAAUCCCCGCAGCGAAGGACCAAAAGUGAUGGUCUAUUGCGUCGGCAUUGGCACUUUCACCGCCAGCGCAUUCAACGCCAUCGUAUCCUCAUCUGUCGUCGCCCUGGACUUGUCGUAUGCAAUGCCCAUCGCCGUCAACUGCCUCCGAGGUCGGAAACUCCUUCCGCCGAGGGCAUGGCAGUUACCGUCUGGUAUGGGGUGGCUGGCUGAUAUGGUGAGUUAUCGAGUCACCUGUUAUGUUGUGCAAAGUGCCUCGGCUUAUGAACGGAAUGCAGCUUGGCUUGUCGUAUAUUGCUCUGACAACGGUGCUGUUUCUGUUUCCACCUGGGCGGCCGGUCACUGGGAGUAG
Aspergillus chevalieri is the source of this 366-nucleotide messenger RNA. RefSeq lists its product as uncharacterized. The transcript has 2 exons. The record is from RefSeq and is a predicted model, not a curated record. Bases 1 to 366 code for a protein of 121 amino acids. NCBI's taxonomy places the organism in Eukaryota, Fungi, Ascomycota, Eurotiomycetes, Eurotiales, Aspergillaceae.